AUGCUUGAACAACUACCCCAAGAGAUCUUUGAUUUCAUCUUGAAUCUGCUAUCCAUGGACGACGUCAAAAAUCUUUCUCUAACGUCAAAGCACCUCCAUUCUGCUACUCUUGAAGCCGUCUGGGAAUCUAUAGUCAUACCAGCCUGGAACAAAAAUGGUAUUUUUGGAAUCAAACUCGCCGACUUUCCGCUUGAUCGAAUCCUCCUCGCCAGACAUAUUUAUCUACGGUUCAUAGAUGAGGACUAUUCUAGAAUUUGUCUACACAGUCAAAAACUACAGCUCUGUCGAGAAGCAGCCGAUGAAAGCAUUAUUGCUAGGCCAGCAGCCUUCAGUAGUGUUGAAGAAAUUUUGAUCUCACUACUAGAGGAAUGUGAGAAGGAUUAUUGGAAGUCAUUCAGGAACAUGUAUACCGGCAAAGUCCCCGAGACAGCGAUCGACCUGUCCGCCUUUACCCAUCUCCUGGAUAUCAGUUGGAGAGGACUGAAUUCAGAAAAUCUCAAAACAUUGGCCAUUGCGCUUAGAAAUAACAAGUCGCACCUUGAAUCAUUGGAACUUGACCUCAUCGACUGGCCGCAUAUGCGAAGGGAGCUGGGGUAUCAAAGCGAUAGCGAGGUAGUACAUGGGCUAAAAGCAAGAGACUACAUAAACGAAAAGGUGUUCGGCCUAGACAAGCUUUCUCCUUGUAUCAAGUUCCCCAACUUGCAUACCCUAGUUCUGAGCCAGGUUCCUCUGAGCGCAACUCUGGCAGAGACUGUCGACUUUGAGAUUCUCAAAUCUCUAACGAUCCGGUCAUGUCCACUGUGGUAUGAGUUUGUGCUAACAAUGGCACAGCGCAAAAUCCCAGUCAAGCUAAGAAAGCUGGAGCUCCAGGAAUCAUGGCCCAAGAACGACGAGGGAUCGAUAUACAUGGACGAAGACGAUCCAAUUGCAUUUUUGCUGGAUUCCUUUGAAGGACUUGAAGAGUUUUAUCUCAGCCAAGUCGGCGGGAUGCGUUCUAUACUCACAUGGCAUCAUGUGUGUCAUCAUAAAUCCACAUUAAAGAUAUUUGUGAACCAUUCGAGGUUCUAUGAAGAACGGAACCGACGCUGGUGGGAUCAGCCAGAUAUGAUGCUUCGUGACUGGAAUACAACACCAUUCAAGAACAACCCAACCUCUACGCCUCUCUAUCAGCUGGAUACUGAGUUCAUUAGCUUAUCUUGCACGCCCAAAUUUCCGAAUGAUCAUUACGUAUUGAACCCUUUAUCCAGAAAGGAGUGUCUGAGAGUCUUUCACCUCCGCCAAUCACGUAGCGAAAUGGGGCCUGAUUCUGAGACUUGGGCAGUCACGAUAGCAGAGGACGAAGAACCCAUCGAUAAUGCUCCAGCGGUGGACGAAGGUGAUAACUCUAGCAAAGAGUAUUUGCACUGUGCGUUCUGGACAUUCAUUCAGUGGGUCUUCUCUCCCAAGGGUAUCAAGUCCCUGGAGUACAUCGUGUUCGGUGACUAUGACCGACCUGAACGAACGAGCAGGGGGAACUUGCUGAUAUGUCGGGAGGGUUAUGGAUCGCAAGAUUUCCGCAUCAUCAGAGAGUCAUACUCAGCACCUGAAUGGGAUUAUAUCAAGAAGGAGUACGGGGAUGCUCUGAGGCCAUGUCCCUCAGAUCCAUUGUUUGACACGCCAGAAGUUCAACACUCUAAACAUCGGUGGGCUCGAUUCAUAGCAAAUGUAACAAGAUCCCCGUAG
This is a messenger RNA of Fusarium fujikuroi IMI 58289, 1722 nucleotides long. RefSeq lists its product as uncharacterized. The record is from RefSeq and is a predicted model, not a curated record. The coding region runs from base 1 to 1722 and encodes 573 amino acids. The transcript is spliced from 6 exons. Gene Ontology annotation, molecular function: protein binding. Lineage: Eukaryota; Fungi; Ascomycota; Sordariomycetes; Hypocreales; Nectriaceae.